Messenger RNA from Ceratosolen solmsi marchali, 2256 nucleotides. RefSeq names its product USP6 N-terminal like RN-tre (gene RN-tre). The transcript has 8 exons. The record is from RefSeq and is a predicted model, not a curated record. The coding region runs from base 158 to 1912 and encodes 584 amino acids. Gene Ontology annotation, molecular function: small GTPase binding; GTPase activator activity. Gene Ontology annotation, biological process: regulation of GTPase activity. NCBI's taxonomy places the organism in Eukaryota, Metazoa, Arthropoda, Insecta, Hymenoptera, Agaonidae.
GCGACGACCGAGGGGAGCGGGAGAGGAAAACAAGCAGGAACAUGACGCGCGGACGACUGUCAACAGUUAAGCUGCUGCUUAAUCAAAGAUACCAGAAAAGAGAUUAAUCACAAAACGGCAUGCGUACAAGUUUGGAUAUUACCAACUCUAGCGUGGAAUGAACGAGGAAGAAUUAUUAAAACGGUCUGCUGCAGAACGGGAUAGAAUAUUCAGCUGCUAUGACCGUGGUAGGGAGAAUGGCGCAGAAAUUGAUCCUUGGGAGGAUCCUGCCUACGAGGUCUAUCAUACCACGGAUAGAUAUGGAUUCAUACAUGAUAAGCGGUUACCACAGAAAAUGGAUCAGAAUGAAAUUAAACUUCAUCAUGUUGAGAUGGAGAGGGUAAAAAAGUGGGAUAAAAUGAAUAAGCAUUGGGAUACGACUGCAACAAAGGAAAAAUUGAGACGUAGAAUUUAUAAGGGCAUACCCGAUAGGUUUAGAGGUGAAAUUUGGAUUCGUCUCUUAGGUAUUACAAAGUUAAAACAUGAAAAAGUGGGAAAGUACGAGGAGAUGUUAUCUCUUGCCCGUCAGUGGUCUACCGAGAUUAGACAAAUUGAUGCCGAUGUGGCUAGACAAUAUAGGGAUCACAUUAAUUAUAGGGAAAGGUAUAGUCUCAAACAGAGAUCCAUGUUCUAUGUCUUGGCAGCUUAUAGUAUGUAUAAUAUGGAAGUUGGAUAUUGCCAAGGCAUGUCUGUAUUGGCGGGACUACUCUUGUUGUACAUGGACGAGGAAGAAGCAUUUUGGGGAUUAUCCGUUUUACUCGCCGAUAAGAAAUACAGUAUGCAUGGAUUUUACGUAGAUGGUUUUCCGAAGCUGAAUCGCUUCAUAGAACACCAUGACAAAAUAAUGACCAAGUUCCUUCCAAAAUUGAAACGUAAACUGGAUAAGUGCGGCUGUGACUCUAUACUUUACGCAUUAAAGUGGUUUUUCGUUGUAUUUCAAGAAAGAACACCAGUAAGUCUCGGUCUACGUAUAUGGGAUAUAUUUCUCUUAGAAGGCGAUCGGAUAUUAUCCGCAAUCGCAUACACGGUGAUGAAAAUGCAUAAGCGUCAGUUGAUGACAAUGGAGAGCCUCGAUGAGUUUUGCAAUUAUCUGCAAAUAAAGCUCGAAAAGGACUUUGGAUAUGACGAUGAUACGGUCAUCAACACCGUGGAGCGCAGCAUAGACGAGUUGAAGCGUUCCAAGCUCGACUAUCCAGGUCCGCCAUUGCCACACGAGAUUCCGCGACAGCCCUUUGGCACCUUCAAGGAGCCCACAUUCACGAGCAAGGUGGGAAGAAGGGCGGACGAGUUCAGUGAGGCCCAGCAGCUGAUGCGCGAGUCCGUGGUUCAACGACGUCAGACGGUUGUGAUAGAAGAGGAGAGCCGCGAGAGUAGCGCGACUCCAACCGAAAUGGCGAUGGCGAACAAUUGCGGCGCCAAUAGCAGCCUCGGUGGAAGCAAGUUCUCGUUCGACCCGAGUCUGGCCGACGGCUGCUGCGCCUCGCCCCACGGCUCGCGGCGCUCCCUCGCCGACACGUCCGUCACCUCGACGGCCGACCUCUCGGUGUUCAGCUCGGCUACGCGCAGCCAGGCCCUCGACAACAGCCUCGACACCCAGUCGAACGUGAGCGUCGGCAGCUCGGGGAGCGGCGGCCUCCCAACGCCCCGGGCCUCAUCCCAUCAGCCGAGCCCCGACAUCGUGCGCAUUUACGUGCCCUACGGAUUGCCGCCCGGACCUACCUACAAGGACGAGCUCCCGAGGACGCUACCACGCUCCCUCGAAACCAACAAGAUCAGGAUCAAGGUCGACCCCGAUCAGACGCCCAUCGUUGAGAGCCUGAAACCUUUUGUCCUCGAGAGCCCGGAGCUCGAGCUCGAGCUCGACCUCAAGUAGCCCAUUUACGUUUUUGCGCUUCCGUAUUUAUAGUAUAUCUUCCUCUUUAUGGGAUGCUGUGGCAGCUUCGGUGUCAUUGAUUUUACACUGCUGCGCCCAUCACCUGCGGAUAUGAAAAUCAUCCGAAUGACGGUGAUGUCGGCGUCAUGGAUUUGACAGGAGCUUUGUCGAUUGCUUUUGGGUUGUAGCGAGCGAUUUUUCGAUCUUCGUUACUCGUGAUAGGCAUCGGGUAUUUAUUGGCCCAUUCUACACCAUCCCGAUGAACAUCCAUCGACUCAAGCUCUUCCCUACUUUGUCCAGGAGAUGAUGAUCGAGUUUUUUUUUUCCGACGACUCUUUAGCACG